GCGACGGCGGACGGACGAUUACGACUUCGAAUACGAGUACCGCGUCGUCAACGACAGAGCAGCGUCAGUGGCACCGGGCGCAACGAGUGUGUCGGUCGUCUGUCGGUCCGGUCCCAAGCAUAGGUCGAACACACGCGUUCGUGGCCAAUCCGGGGGGAGGGGGCCCGUGAGUUACACGCGCCGGUAACGACACUAUACUAUCGCGUUAUUAGCCGUUCGUUUGCUUCACCUGGAAACCGUGCACUUCCACCGGUGUUAUCUCGUUAAUCUCGUAAUUUUCGCCGCCGUUGUUGUUGCACUCGAUUUAACAAUAACAACAAUAAUAAUAACAGUAACAACAAUAAUAAUAAUAACAAUAACAAUAACAGUAAUAAUAUUGACAGUAAUUCUUAUAUUAUUACUAUCAGAUCGUAACGUCGGUCACGCGGUUAAAAGUGUACGUGGUCACGCGUCCACCGAACGAUACACUCCGUAGGUGACGGUCACGCGUCGCACAGACAAACGUUUUUCGCGUGCAACGGCUGCGGAGCCGAUGGAACCCACGGGCACCAAGUCGGCGUCAGAGCCCGCGGCCUCGACGGCCGCGCCGAACGCCAGACGGUUCGAGGACCGAGCCAUCGAGAGCCUGUACCAGAGUUACAAUGCGAAGCAGAAGCGCGCGGCGUUCGCGUGCUACGUGUCCGCGUCCGUGCUGUUCGACGUGUACUGCCUGUCCGUGUACGAUGCCCGGUCACCGUGGACGUGGACGCUGCUGGCCGCCAACGUGACAACGCUGUUGUGGUGCCGGUUGGCCGGUGGCCGGCGUCAGUAUUGGACCGCGGUGGCCCACCUGGCCUGGCUGACGGCCGUCGUCCAGGUGGUGUUCCACAUGGUGGUCAACAAGGCCGAGGGCGCCGACCUGCUCGGCUGGAUACUGCUCUACGAUUACCUGGCGUACGUGUCCUUGCCGCUGACGCUCGCCCUGUGCAUAGCCCUCAGCGCCACCACGUGUUUCACGUACGUGCUCACCAUGGCCCUGCUCGGCGGUCACCACUCGUACCUGGCUCGACAGUUGGCCACGAACAGCGUUCUCCUGUUGGCGUCAAAUUGUUUGGGACUUUUGUCUUAUUUCCUAGCAGACAAGCAACAGCGAACCGCAUUUCUGGAAACACGACAAUGUCUCGAAAUGAAAAUGGUUAUAGAAGAACAAUCGACCGAACAGGAACGACUGUUGUUAUCCGUGUUACCGGAACACGUAGCCGUGAAAAUGCGUCAGGACUUGGGCGAGGCACUGGACAGUCAAUUCAAAAAGAUAUACAUGAGUCGACACGAAAACGUCAGCAUUUUGUACGCCGACAUCGUUGGAUUCACAGCCAUAUCGUCAACGUACUCUGCCUCGGAUCUGGUGAAAAUCCUUAACGAGUUGUUCGCCAGAUUUGACAGACUAUCCGAAAAAUACCAGCAGCUCAGAAUCAAGAUUUUAGGUGAUUGUUACUAUUGCAUAAGCGGUGCUCCUAAGGAACGACCUGAUCAUGCUGUGCUAAGCGUACACAUGGGACUGUCCAUGGUCAAAGCCAUCAAAUACGUACAGCAGACCACGAACUCUCCAGUGGACAUGCGGGUGGGCAUACACACGGGAGCCGUUUUGGCCGGUGUUUUGGGUCAGAGACAAUGGCAAUUCGACGUUUACUCCAAGGACGUAGAGUUGGCUAACAAAAUGGAAAGCAGCGGAAUGCCAGGACGAGUACAUAUAUCCGAAAAAACGUUGAGUUUCUUGAAUGGAGAAUUUGAAGUGGAGCCCGGUUAUGGAGAACGGCGUGAAGAAGCGCUCAAGAUGGCCAGUAUAAAAACAUUUUUCAUCAUCAAAACCAUCAAACCGUUCAAAAUGGAAGUACAAAACGGAUCUUUAAACGAUCAGAUUAGUACCAGCAAAGAAUCAGUGUGUGCAACACCGAUUGAUGAAGCCGACUUAAUUGCUCAGGCCAAGGAGGAUUCCGAGAACUUCAAGAAACGACUGAGAAAAGAUUUGAUGAAUAGAGACGGUCACAGAGAUCUGAACAAACACACAAAGUUUUUCACUUUGUCAUUCAACGACGAAGCAAAAGAACGCGAAUACAAAUACCACAAAGAAGCGGCGUCCGGCGUGUCUCUAAUAGGCUGUCCUUUAGUUCUCUUUUUGACGUCUUCCGCACAAAUCAUCAUGUUACCCAGAGACAUAUUAAGCUACAUGUCCAGUUGUUUUGCAUUAGUAUUACUAUUGAUUAUCGUAAUAGUAUCAGUCGCCGACAUUUUCCCAAGAAUUCUGCCGUCGAAAGUUGUAUGGUUCAGCGAGACCAUCAACGAUUCUUUGUGGAUACGCCGUAUACUCGGUAUCACUGCCGCGUUAUUACUAGCGUCAACUAAUCUCGUAGGACUGGUAUCGUGCUGGUCCGACAGUCAAAUACUAACGAACUGCACACACGGCCAAAGCGAUCCUUCGAUUUACUGCAUGUACCCGUCGUACUUCACGUACUUCAUGGUUCUGGCAUUGAUAGCCACGUCCAUGUUGACUCAACUGUCGCACUUCACCAAAGCAACCAUAUUGUUCGUCAUCACUCUGAUACACUGCAUCGUCAACACGGUCACUGUGGGCGCUGCCAUUGACUGCGAGGACUCGAUAAUUUACAAGCCGUUCAAAGUUUUACCGUCAAAGUACGCCCUAUCGUUUCUUCUCAUAGCUGUAACAAUGGCGCUCGUGUUUUUGGCCAGAAACAUGGAUAAAUCGUCGCGGGUUCUUUAUUUAUGGCGGACGGAAGUGGAAGAGCAGAGAGAAAGGGCUUCAGACAUCCGAAGAAGAAACGAAGCAUUGGUGUAUAAUAUUUUACCACCUCAUGUGGCCAAACAUUUCCUGGGGAGUUAUAAACGUCAGCACGAAGAGCUGUACAGCCAAAGUUAUGCCGAAGUCGGAGUUUUGUUCGCGUCGAUGCCAAACUUUUCAGAUUUCUAUUCGGAGGAGACGGUUAACAAUCAAGGACUAGAAUGUUUAAGAUUUCUAAACGAAGUCAUAUCUGAUUUUGACGCGCUUCUGGAACAACCACGUUAUCAAGAUAUUAUUAAGAUUAAAACAAUUGGCUCGACUUAUAUGGCUGCUAGUGGACUAAACCCUUCACGUGUUGUGAAGCCCGAAGAUUCCAUUGAAGUUAGAUGGGCACAUCUUGCUUUACUUGUCGAUUUUGCUUUUGAUUUGAAAAAAGCACUUCAAGGCAUAAAUGAACAAAGUUUUAAUCACUUCGUGUUAAAAAUGGGAAUUAAUCAUGGACCGAUCACAGCCGGCGUUAUUGGCGCAAGAAAACCUCAUUAUGAUAUUUGGGGUAAUUCUGUAAACGUAGCGUCAAGAAUGGAGAGCACUGGAAAGGCAGGAUGCAUACAAGUGACGGAAGAGACGUGCACCAUUUUGCAGCACUUCGGGUUCAAGUUCGAGCAGCGCGGUCUGGUCGCGGUCAAGGGAAAAGGACAGCUGAUGACUUACUACUUGGUGGGCAAAGGACUUCAGCCCAGCCAAGCACCGCCGCCGAUCAUGGAGACAUUGCCGGAAGUCGAGGAAGAGGACACGGACGAGUGCCUAGUGGUCAGACAGGCGCUAUUGCCGCGGGCCGACUAUCAGAACGGGUCCGCGGCUUCUGGUUGAUAAUGCGAGCAUGCGUACGCCCCCCAUAUAGGUACCUGAUCGAGCACAGACAAAUAAUAUGCAGACGACGCCUCCCCCGAACAUAUUUAUUGUAACGGUAAUAUUAUAAUAUUACGACGACAAUAAUAAUAAAAAUAAAUACAAUAUCAAUGAAAUAACUUAAUAUUAUAUAGUUGACGUUUAUGCAACGAAAAUAUUGCAAUAUUAAAUUCCUGUCCUCCACCCCAACCAGAGAAAACCUCACGCUCCCUCACCCUCCCGCUACGCACGUGCGCCAAAAACAAUAUACGUGUAUUAUAUUUAAAAUGUAUAUUACUAUUAUUAUUAUUAUUUUUACUAUUAUUUUUACUUGUAUUAUCAUAGCGGUAAUGUAUGUUAUAAACUGUUGUUAUGUUUUUUUUUUCUCUUCAUCUUCUUAAUACAUACAUACAUACAUACAUAUAUAUAUAUAUAUAUAAUUUCACAGAGUAUAUGAAAUUUCAUACAUUCUUUGAUAAUAUCAUGCCUAUAUUGCGAUAUGUCUGCGUGAAAUAAGCUUAUUAACCGUUAUGUUAAGUCUUCUUGUCCGGCGGUUUUUCGCUUUUUGUUUUUAUAUUUUCGUUUUUAUUUACACGGCCGUCGACGAUUAACUCGCUAAAAGGAUCGUAUUAAAUCCCUAUACAUGUCAUCAAUUUAUAUUAAGUAAUAUUGUUUGUUCAUAUUGAACACGAAAACGUCGUACGAAUGCACAGCAUAACGUUUAAAUACACAUGUUGUGAUACCACUGUUCAAAACUAUUUUUAUUUAUUUAUUUUUAAUUCAUUUUUUCCUUUUUUUGUAUAUAAAUAUAACAUAAUUAUAAU
Molecule: messenger RNA, 4488 nt
Organism: Sipha flava (yellow sugarcane aphid)
Lineage: Eukaryota; Metazoa; Arthropoda; Insecta; Hemiptera; Aphididae
Gene: Ac3
Product: adenylate cyclase type 3
Exons: 20
Coding region: 533-3646 (1037 amino acids)
Biological process (GO): cAMP biosynthetic process; intracellular signal transduction; adenylate cyclase-activating G protein-coupled receptor signaling pathway
Cellular component (GO): plasma membrane
Molecular function (GO): adenylate cyclase activity
Source: RefSeq, a predicted model, not a curated record